Messenger RNA from Paraglomus brasilianum, 861 nucleotides. NCBI's taxonomy places the organism in Eukaryota, Fungi, Glomeromycota, Glomeromycetes, Paraglomerales, Paraglomeraceae. The record is from the annotation of a GenBank genome assembly.
AUGAAGUUAUCAACAUUUGCUACCAUCUUCCUAGCUGUUAUUAGUAUUAGUACGGCGACGGCUAUUCCGGGGAAAUUUUUUGACCGAUUUUUUGUGAUAAUAUUCGAAAAUACUAGUUUCCAGACGGCGAUACAAAACCCUUAUCUAGCAAGCUUGAUUACCCGUAACAAUAGUGUCUUGCUUAACAACUAUUUUGCGGUCUCGCAUCCCUCGGAGCCCAAUUAUGUCGCAACGCUAUUUGGUUCAACCGCUGGUAUCCUCGACGAUAAUUUCUACAGCGUUGAUGGAACCAAUUUAGUUGAUCUUCUCGAGGCAAAAGGAAUAAGUUGGAAGGCCUAUAUGCAAGAUUAUCCUGGUGCUUGUUUUACCAACAUGACUUCUACUUCUGGCCUCUACGUACGAAAACAUAACCCGUUUAUUAUUAUGUCGGAUGUCAGCACCGACCCUGCGCGGUGCGCAAAGAUCGUUAACGCCGACGAUAUCGACAACGACCUGGCUGCGGACGGCCUGCCGCAGUUCUCUUAUUACGUUCCAAAUAUGAACAACGACGCUCAUGACACGAACACAACGUUCGCCAUGAGUUGGUUUUCUCCCUGGUUUGAAGAGAGGCUUCAGAAUUCGAAAUUUACUGACGGCACACUCUUUCUUAUUACGUUCGAUGAGGACGACACCAAGGGUGACAAUCAUAUCUUUGCCAGUCUUCUUGGUAGUCCUGUGAAACCAGGAGGUCCUCAUACGGACAUGACAAACUACACCCAUUAUUCGAUUCUAAAAACUCUCGAAGACAACUGGGGUUUGGAUAACCUGGGUCGGAACGAUACCACUGCGACCGCGUUCACUAAUUUCUUGCAAGGUUUUUAG